Aspergillus steynii IBT 23096 is the source of this 1413-nucleotide messenger RNA. RefSeq names its product vacuolar protein sorting-associated protein 26. The record is from RefSeq and is a predicted model, not a curated record. Bases 148 to 1203 code for a protein of 351 amino acids. Gene Ontology annotation, biological process: retrograde transport, endosome to Golgi; intracellular protein transport. Lineage: Eukaryota; Fungi; Ascomycota; Eurotiomycetes; Eurotiales; Aspergillaceae. The transcript has 5 exons. Gene Ontology annotation, cellular component: endosome; retromer complex.
CUUUCCUUACUUCGUACAUGACAGGGCCAUUAUUGGCGGACUUCUGAUUCGACUGCCCCGGAUUAAUCCCGACCGAGCUCAACUCGCCUUAUUUUCUUUGCCGAUUAGUAUUCCAUCUGUCCCGCCGGUUCGACGACCUGGCCCACGAUGACCUCUCUCUUCUUCUCCACCCCCCUCGACAUCGACGUCGUCCUCGAAGAUAGCGACGAGCGCCAGACCGUUGACGUCAAACUCGACAAGGGCCGUCGCGAACGAGUCCCCCUUUACGAAGAUGGCGAGUCCGUGAAGGGUGCUGUGACGGUGCGACCGAAGGACGGGAAGCGAUUAGAGCACACGGGCAUCAAGGUUCAGUUCAUCGGCACAAUUGAGAUGUUUUACGACCGUGGCAACCACUACGAAUUCCUUUCCUUGGUGCAGGAGCUCGCGGCGCCGGGAGAACUGCAGCACCCGCAGACGUUUCCUUUCAACUUCAAGAACGUUGAGAAACAGUACGAGUCCUACAAUGGUAUCAAUGUGAAGCUGCGAUACUUCGUCCGGGUGACGGUCUCCCGGCGCAUGGCAGAUGUGAUCCGCGAGAAGGACCUCUGGGUUUACUCCUAUCGCAUGCCGCCCGAGACGAACAGCCCGAUCAAGAUGGACGUCGGCAUCGAGGAUUGUCUGCACAUCGAAUUCGAAUAUUCCAAAUCCAAAUACCACCUGAAGGAUGUGAUCGUGGGCCGCAUCUAUUUCCUCCUGGUGCGGUUGAAGAUCAAACACAUGGAGCUUUCCAUCAUCCGGCGCGAAACAACGGGCUCUCCCCCCAACCAGUACAACGAAAGCGAAACGUUGGUGCGAUUUGAGAUUAUGGACGGUUCCCCUUCACGAGGUGAAACCAUCCCCAUUCGUCUUUUCCUUGGCGGGUUCGACUUGACGCCCACAUUCCGAGACGUGAACAAGAAAUACUCCACGCGGUAUUACCUCAGCCUGGUGCUCAUUGACGAAGAUGCCCGUCGCUACUUCAAACAGUCCGAGAUUGUCCUCUACCGUCAGGCCCCCGAGAUCGCCUCCACGCCGCAGAUUGCCCAGCAGCAGCAGAUCCAGCAGCAGCAGCUUCAACUCCAGCAACAGCAGCAGCAACAACUGCCCCCCGGUUCCGCCACGGCCGGCCCCGGACGGGAGACGUAUCCCCCCCAGACCCAGCCAGUCACGGCGCCGGCGGCUUAGUCCUCUGAUGACGGCGCUCUUCUCGUGGUUGUUGAAUUGUCUUUGUAGUGUUCUUCAUAUACCCUACCUACCGCUGUAUCCCGCUCCGCACACGAAACCGGCUUGGCCAGACGGCAGGCCCACUACGUUCAUGUAUCAUCUCAUCAUGUAACAAGAGAUAGAUCUUUCUCCGUUCCUGUCCGAACCCAAUCUACGAUCAGCGAAUCUUUA